AUGAAUUGCAUGGAUGACGAUGAUGCGAGCCCCGUUACUAAUGAUGUGCCUACCCCUGUGACUUACCAUCGUUUUCUUUAUGACAUCGCAACUCUGAUGCCCCAGCUUCAGGACGACAUAUCUGCCUCGCACACCCUUUAUGCCAAAUACGAGCAUGUGAUUCAAUAUGACAAGAAAAUGCGUUUGCUCGUUAGCAAAGAUGUCCCCUCCUGCCUUCGUAACACGACUGCCGACCCUUCCUGGCCUCGGUACAUACCAUGGGCACGGCAUUGUCUGACAAUCAGCUCCGCACACAAAAUCAUCAUGAUUCACCGCAAAUUUCUCUGGUCCAGUUUUACUAAUUCCGCAUUUAAUUUCACUCGCAAGACAUGUAUUGCCGCGGCGAAAACCAUUAUCCGAGAACAGAAACAACUGGCCAAAGAGGACGGACCGACACUGUGGAUUUAUCACGCAUUUAGUGUUGCGGCCAGUAUCAUACUUUGCUUGGAUCUAUUCUUUGAUCCACUCCCUGGCGCUGACCAACGGGAUAAUCGAGCGCUUGCCACCGCCACAAUUGACAUUCUAUCCCAGAGUGAUACAAGUAUGAUUGCUGCUCGGGGGGUCAAGAUACUGCGGCUGUUGCUCCAGCUGGAACAGGAUCGUGAGGCGCCCGUGGGCCGUGCGAAUCACUGGCAACCAACUGAGAAUAUGCCUCACCCUGAGGCCCACACGCCGCUGCCAUCGAUGGAACUGCCGAACUUCUCACCACGGGAGGCUCAUGCAGAGGACAUGUACGGCAAUUUUCAUCUGCCUAACUCGCGAUUUGGGGUGCAUGAUUCUCUAGAGGAUAUUCUACUACUUGCUCAGAUUGGGGGAUCAUGA
Molecule: messenger RNA, 861 nt
Organism: Penicillium nucicola
Lineage: Eukaryota; Fungi; Ascomycota; Eurotiomycetes; Eurotiales; Aspergillaceae
Product: fungal specific transcription factor domain-containing protein
Exons: 3
Coding region: 1-861 (286 amino acids)
Cellular component (GO): nucleus
Source: RefSeq, a predicted model, not a curated record